This is a messenger RNA of Peronospora belbahrii, 828 nucleotides long. NCBI's taxonomy places the organism in Eukaryota, Oomycota, Peronosporomycetes, Peronosporales, Peronosporaceae. The record is from the annotation of a GenBank genome assembly.
AUGGCACUUGCUCUCCGUUUUCCAGAGGAAGGCGAGUUUAGCUCUCGUGCGUGUGAUUUCUCUGCCUUAGACGCUCCUAACGUAGUGCCGAGUACGGCCAUUUUUCGAUGGAGUCGUGCUGUGCGUAAACUACUGGGAACUCACGUCCAUGACGCUGUUGAAGUAAAGACACUUGUCAUUGCUAUGCCUGGUGCAGCACAGCAGUUUGUGCAGCAAUUGACCGCGUCCUGGACCGUCGUUGGGACAUUAUUGACCACGGAUCAAGUUCUUCAAUCAUGUAAACUACAUAAUGUACCCACUUUAGGUGUCAUGCUGUCAAAAACGGGACUAAAUGUGUCGGACAAGGAGAAUUGUCUCGUGUUGCUCGUGGAUCAAGAAGUACCGACUACAGCGACGUGGGAGUGGCUGAAUAAGCUGAGAAGUCAUAUUGAUGCACAAGAUAUUGUCUGUCUCGACUCGCAAUUGUCAACAAUCUACACGGACAAAUACGUGGAUGAACAGGUUGGCACGAAGCUUCGAAUGCUUGCAACAUCUACUGUAACGGAAGAAUGGAAGCAGCAAACGCCUGUGCGGCCAUUGGAAGUACCUCAAUUUGUUGCUGGAAUUCCAGCAGCUUUGCUUACACAUGGAGAGUUACGUAAACGUCGUGUUUGCGUGUUUGUGAGUCUGCGUGAUGUCUCUGCUACUUCAUUCGAUGUGAUGCAAAGCUUUAUGCCGUUGAUUGCAUCGUCAUCAUCUGUGCUCGGUAUGUUAGAGCGGCCAACAAGUUUCCAGCCGACUGAGAAAUUUACGCAUCAAAAUGGUGCAGUAGGUGUGCUGUACUCGUAA